This is a messenger RNA of Bipolaris zeicola 26-R-13, 480 nucleotides long. RefSeq lists its product as uncharacterized. The record is from RefSeq and is a predicted model, not a curated record. Lineage: Eukaryota; Fungi; Ascomycota; Dothideomycetes; Pleosporales; Pleosporaceae. Bases 1 to 480 code for a protein of 159 amino acids. The transcript is spliced from 2 exons.
AUGCACAAGCACUUCGACUUCUCUCUGGACUUUACGGAAUGCGCAAUAGUCGACGUGCAUACCCUGUCACGGAUCUUUCCAGGUGAAACACGACAGAAGCCCCCUAUACCUAACGCCAGGACAGCCCGGCGACACUUCCACUCCUUUCCCUCUCCCAACCGCCGUGUCGGCCAUUUCGGCGCAACCUACAGGACCGAGUUCCGAUUGUCUCUCAGUCGCUCAAACGGGCGCACAAUCGUCACUGGCCGGAUGGUCCGAGUCGUGCCACCUGCAAAUCCGGCCCUUCCGUACCGUUGUCGCUCCGGCAUAUUCCACCACACAAACACACAACAACACGGACACGGACUCGGAAUAGAAGGCGAUCGCAGAAAACUUGGCGCCUCCCAAACCAUCCAACACCCUACCCAGUGGAUUACUACUCAACUGCCGUCCAGCCCCAAGGUCGAUCACUUGGUAGAAAUCGCACCGACUACCAAGUGA